AUGGACAGUUUCAACCGCUUCGUAGCAGAGCACGCAGAGGAAGACUCCAGAGUCUUCACACAGGCUCUGAAUAUGUUUGGGAUCGCAUCGGAUGGAUACUUGAAUAAUGUCAAGGAUCACGUCACUAAGCUGGCAAAGGACUUCGAUAUCAAGGUUCGCGAGCCGCAAUGUGCCCAAUCGUCUUCUGGUCCCGAUCACUCCGCCAGACUCCAGGCAACUCUCGAGAGCGAGGUACACAGAGCCGAAUUACUGGAGCAGAAACUCAUGGUGAAGGAGGAACUUCUCAAUAAGAGCUUGAUCCACACACGAGAUCUUGAACAUCGACUGGACCAGGAGCAGCGUCAGAAUUGCAAGCUGCUCGACAACUACAGAAAAGAGUAUUCACGUUCCCUUGAACUAGCCCAGCGACUCAACAAGAAGGUCGAAGCUGCUUGGUUCGUUCAAGAGCAAAUCAACGAAGCCGGCCAAAUCGAAACAACGCUUGUCAAAGAGCUUGCAGACACAAGAGCAGAUAUCGAAGAUCUCGAGGAAGAGGAUACUCUGAGAGAAGCAACAAUCUCUGAUUUCGUGUGCUGGGUACACACCGCUGGGCACAAAGCUCUGCAUCAAGCGUUGAACAAGUUUUGGGAGCACAUUUCAUCAGAUCUGCUGGAUCACGAGCGAGAAACUGAUCACUACAACGAAGAGCUUCCAGUUCCCUCAUCACAAGUGGGCUCAAUACCGAAAGACUCUGCCGUUGCUGACAAUGUAGACAACCUCACGGGCUCUCACGAUGAUUCUGAGAGAUGCUCAUCGAACGACUCGACGUUCACGACUUUCAGAAAAUGGAUAUCUGCUCGCAUCGCUAGAAGUCAGGCAUCUGAGAAAGGCGCAUCAAGUCUUGAACAUCAAACGAAGACUGUCAACAUCGAACAUCACCAUCAACAGUCAACAUCAAGCUUCGAACAUCAAAGUCCAACAUCAGAAAGGCAAUUCAAGUCUAAAGCAUCAACUCAAAGACUUUCAUCAUCAACUUCAGAGACCUUCAUCAACAUCAACAUCAACUUCAACGACUACCAAAUUCAACCCCGACUUCACCAACUUUCAGCCUCAACAAUGGCAACUUCAAGUAUGGCCCCCAGAAUCACAUCUACCUCGUCCCCAUCAACUCCAUCGACUCACACAGCCAAAAAGCUCACCUUCCACAACAAUAACAUCUCCACCAAAACCACCAACCACAACACUUCGCACAGAAGACCCUGCAAAGAUCAAGAAUUGUAUGGUGUCGCUCUUGCCAAACAGAAGCUGUGGCAAGAACACAGAGUGUUUGCUCUAGGUCAGUGUGUGAGGUUCGAUGAUGAUGAUGAAGAACAAGAUGAUGACGAGAGCGAUGACAGCGACGAGCAGGGAAAAGAAGAAGUGAGAGAGAGGUGGGGAUUCGAAGGUAUGAGGAAGGAAUUGGAAAUGUUGGAGCGAGUGUGUUUUGCUAAGAGUUUCAGGGUGAGAGAGGUGAAGUUUGCUGGAGAGGGCGAGCAGGAGAUGGACGAGUGA
Aureobasidium subglaciale EXF-2481 is the source of this 1530-nucleotide messenger RNA. RefSeq lists its product as uncharacterized. Bases 1 to 1530 code for a protein of 509 amino acids. The record is from RefSeq and is a predicted model, not a curated record. Lineage: Eukaryota; Fungi; Ascomycota; Dothideomycetes; Dothideales; Saccotheciaceae. The transcript is spliced from 2 exons.